Molecule: messenger RNA, 1190 nt
Organism: Vespa velutina
Lineage: Eukaryota; Metazoa; Arthropoda; Insecta; Hymenoptera; Vespidae
Gene: mRpL1
Product: 50S ribosomal protein L1
Exons: 9
Source: RefSeq, a predicted model, not a curated record
UCGUUCUCAUCAUUCUUAAUCGAAGGAAUAGAAAAUGGCGAUUAUGUUUGUAGUGACAAUAUCGUAUGUUAUUGUAAAUUACGAUAUGUGAUCUUAAUCAGAAGAAGAUUGUUGAAUAAUCUUUGCACAACAACCAAAUGCAACAUAGGAAUUACUAACCAAUUCAUUAUACAAACACGUGAUUAUGCUGCAAGGAAAGGUACAAGAGCAAGAAGAGAAGCUAAGAAAAUUAAACGGAAAGUAGAAAAAAUUGAAAAGCUUGGAUUUAUCGAACGAAAACUGAAAGAAAGACAAAUCCAAUCGAAUAAACCGAUACUCAAGAAAGCUGUGGAUUACGAUAAAUGUAAAUCCAUUCCAACAGAUAAUGUAUGGAUAUUACGUUAUCAUCGAUGUAAAAUAUAUAAUGUGGAAGAUGCAAUCCAGAGUUAUCGUGAAGCACAUCAUCCCACUAUGUUAAAUUGUCCCAAUUCUAAAGUCAAUGUGAAAAUUGAAUUGAAUUUAGAGACUGAGAAAAAGGGAAAGUUUAUCAGUGCUUUUAGUCGAAUUGUAAAUUAUCCUCAUUAUUUUGAUCAUGGAGAAACCAGAAAUAUAAUGGUCUUUUCUUCAAAAGCACAAGUAAUAGAACAAGCUUUGAAAGCAGGUGCUUCCUUGGCUGGUGGGAGGGACCUUAUAAAGUCCAUAAAGGCAGGUGACCUGUCUUUAAACGAGUAUCAAUAUUGUCUAGCAGAGCCGGAUAUAUUAGCCGAAUUAAUAUUGAUUAGAGGCUUAUUGAAAAAGAAAUUUCCAACAUCCAAAACAGGUACUUUGAGUCCCGAUCUUGAAAAUUUAGUAAAGAAAUUUGUAUUGGGUGUUAAGUACGAUGCUGUAGCCGAUAAACUGGAAAAACAUUACGGCUUAAUCGAGUGUCCUAUAGGAACGCUUAAUAUGGAUAGUAAGCAUUUGGAAGAAAAUUUUGCUGCCCUUAUUAAUGAUAUCAAUUCCGUUAAAUCUAAAAAACAUACCAAUUUUAUCAUAAGAACACAGUUACUCAGUCCACCGACAAAGGAAUAUUUUGUAGUAGAUUUUACUAAAUAUCUACCAGAAACAAACGCUAAAAAGGAUCCGAAUCAGGAGGAGGAAGAUGAAGAAGACAUCUCUUAUGCCGUCAUACCAUCUCAAUAGUUAUAGAAUAUAAGUAUAAAUUUUAAAAA